ACUCUGCAAAUCAGUUUGAUAAAUAAUGAAUAUCAUAUCCAUUGUUCUGUUGUUAUGGCACAUAAUAAUACUAAGUUGUUGCUAUGGAGCUGCAACAACUAGUGCAGCAUCAUGGCCAAUAGCAAAGCCUAAUUGCACAACGCAUUGUGGAGAUGUUGCCAUCCCAUACCCUUUCGGGAUUGGACCUAGCAAAGAUUGUUACUUGGAUAAAUGGUUUCAAAUAGACUGCAGGCACAACAACUCUACAACCUCAGCUAAUUACAGCAGGCAAGUGCCUUUCCUCAAGAGCGUCAACCUGGAGCUGCUAAGUAUUUUUCCGUUUGAAGAUCGCAGAAAAUCGGUUCGGGUUAAGAACCCUAUUACUUUCUUCAGCUGCGAGGGAAAGGAAACUCGCCAACCCCAGAAUUUGAAGGCCAGUCCUUUCUUUUACGCUCGGACAUACAACAUAUUCAUUGCAGUGAGUUGUGACCUCUUUGCCACUGUGAACUCCGAUAAUGCGAUUGUCGCUGGUUGCGUGUCGAUUUGUCAAAACAAUACAAACGGCGACAAUGGAAACUGCUAUGAAGGUAUUGGCUGUUGCAUAUCUAGUCAGUAUGCAUAUGAACUCAUGACCAAUUUUAGUAUUGAGAUAUCAUCAAAUUCAUCAAAAAUGUCAGAUCCAAUGGGCGAUUGCAAGUACGCAUUUUUGGUUGAGGAAGAUUGGUUUGCGAAUAACUUAACGAAUUUUCAAGACCUGAAGGAUAUGGGCAGCGUUCCUGUGGUGCUAGAUUGGAUGUUAAACGAACAUGACUAUGCUGAAAGAUUCAGAGAAAAACCAGACCUGACUGGUAACCAAUCAACACCCAGUUGCAACAGCAAUAGUGAUUUGACUUAUCGGUACAAUCGGGGCUCGAUCAUUUGUAGAUGUCCGCCGGGCACGGAAGGAAAUCCUUAUCUUCUCCAACCUUGUCAAGAUAUUGAUGAAUGCAAAGGCAGUAAUGAGUGUCGAGGCGAUGUAUGUGAGAAUUUGGUUGGGGGUUAUAGCUGCUACUCAAUUAUAGAUGGCCGGAGAUGUACGUAUUUCGGUACGUAUACCAAUAUUACCUGUGAUGAUGACUUCAGAACCACAUCGGAUCGGGCGUCUGAAAGUGAAAUCAAAACUACUAUUAUUUUAGGUCUUGGCUCCAGUGUUGGGCUAGUGUUACUACUCAUUGGUGCACGGUGGGUACACAAAAUCGUGAAGAAAAGGAAAACCACUGCAUCCAAGAAAAUAUUUUUCAAACGAAAUGGUGGUUUAUUGUUACAGCAACAGUUAUCGUCAGGCAAAGUUAAUGUUGACAAAAUCAAGUUAUUCAAUUCAAAAGAAUUAGAAAAGGCCACCGACAAUUUUAGUAUUGAUAGAAUUCUUGGUCAGGGAGGUCAAGGUACCGUUUACAAAGGCAUGUUGGCGGAUGGAACAAUUGUUGCGAUAAAGAAGUCCAAAAUGGUGGACACAAGCAAACUCUCGGAAUUCAUCAAUGAGGUUGUAAUUCUUUCUCAACUCAACCACAGAAAUGUGGUUCAAAUUAUGGGUUGUUGUUUAGAGACCCAAGUUCCACUUUUGGUCUACGGAUUCAUACCGAAUGGAACUCUUUCUCAAUAUAUCCAAGACCAGAUUGAGGAAUUCCCACUCACAUGGGACAUGCGGUUGCAAAUUGCCACAGAAGUUGCAGGAGCUCUUUCGUACUUACAUGGAGCAGCUUCGGUUCCCAUUUAUCACAGAGACAUCAAGUCUGCCAACAUACUUUUGGAUAGAAAAUACAGAGCAAAAAUUGCUGAUUUUGGAACUUCAAGAUCAAUUUCCAUUGACCAAACUCAUCUAACCACACGUGUACAUGGAACAUUUGGUUACUUGGACCCAGAGUACUUUCAAUCAAGCCAAUUUACGGAGAAAAGUGACGUCUAUAGCUUCGGAGUGGUCCUAGUUGAGCUCUUGACGGGGCAAAAACCAAUUUCUGCAGUAACAGGGUCAGAAGAAGAAGAAUACAGAAGUCUUGCCACAUAUUUCAUUAACUCGAUGCAAGAAGAUCGUCUGUUUAACAUUGUUGAUGCUCGAGUUCUGAAGGAGGGAUCUGAAACCGAAAUCCAGGUAGUCGCUAACCUUGCAAGGAGAUGCUUGAAUUUUAACGGAAGAAACCGUCCUGCAAUGAGAGAGGUUACAUCAGAGCUAGAGGCUGUACAAAUGUCAAGGAAACCUUCCAUUAGUGCUGAUCAGCAAAAUUCUGAAGGGGUUGAUUUUGUGGAAGAUGAUUCAGUUGGGCAUUGGGAUGUUGAAUCACUUUCAGAAGUGUCGGCUAGCUACUAAAAACAUGGGUUU
Prunus avium (sweet cherry) is the source of this 2335-nucleotide messenger RNA. Its product is annotated as putative wall-associated receptor kinase-like 16. Gene Ontology annotation, cellular component: plasma membrane. Gene Ontology annotation, molecular function: polysaccharide binding; ATP binding; protein serine/threonine kinase activity. NCBI's taxonomy places the organism in Eukaryota, Viridiplantae, Streptophyta, Magnoliopsida, Rosales, Rosaceae. Gene Ontology annotation, biological process: cell surface receptor signaling pathway; protein phosphorylation. The record is from RefSeq and is a predicted model, not a curated record.